AUGGGUGCUUGCUGCAGUCGUGGCAGAAAGGCUGAGCACGACAUCGGCGAGAUCCGGGACGAUGAUUUGAGAGGCAUCUUUCACGAAUUUGAUUUGAAUGGUGAUGAUUUUAUUCAGAAGGAAGAGCUGCGUGCGGUCAUGCAAAAGAUGGGCCAGGCGCCAACCGAAGAUGAAUUAGAGGCAAUGUUCAGUGCAGCCGACAAGGAUGGUGAUGGCAACAUUUCCUUUGAAGAGUUCCUCUCAAUCGCCCAUGCCAAUCCCUUGUCUUUAUCGCUGAAGGCGGUCUUUGAAGAAUUGGACGUCGAUGGUGAUGGCUAUAUUACAAGGUCUGAACUGCGAACAGCAUUCCAACGAAUGGGCCAUGUACUUUCUGAUAAGGAUAUUAAAAAUAUCUACAAACACGUCGACCAAAAUAACGAUGGAAAAAUUAAUUUCAAGGAAUUCUGCGAGAUGAUGACGAGGAAGAAG
Messenger RNA from Mesorhabditis spiculigera, 468 nucleotides. NCBI's taxonomy places the organism in Eukaryota, Metazoa, Nematoda, Chromadorea, Rhabditida, Rhabditidae. The record is from the annotation of a GenBank genome assembly.